GUUGUUCUGAAUUUCCGGUCGGAACUACAACUACUCUCAUCCUCGACGACAGCGCUAGUAACUCACUCCCUUUCUCUCGCUCCGUGUGCCGACCCUAUUUGUCCUCUGAAAGUCUUUUGACGAUGGAUUUAAGCCAACAGCCUAAUUUCUCUGAUGGCCAAGCAAGGGAAUCCAGAAGUUUUCACAGCCUGUCUGGCCAACCCCGGAAAAUUUCCAUAGGAAUCCUGGCGGAUUCCUUUUGCCAGAAUUCUGGACCCAAAGAUGUCAAUGCCAAGGACUCCCUGUUCUAGUAUGAAAAUGUUACUCCUAGCAAAGCAAAUUCUGCUCAAGAUGGAAAAUGGACGGACAGAGUUCUUUAUGCUGCUAAUCAAGGGAAACAAACAGAGGAGCUAGUCCAGGAGACUUCCCCUUGGUUAUCUCCUAAAUCUUUCAACCAAAAGUUACCAACACCAGAGCAAGUUCGUGGUGCAGAAGUCACUUGCAUUUUGCCAGCCACCGGGCCUGUCACUGAAACACACCAUGUACUCCAUCUACCAAGGCCACCACCAGCAAAUUUUUCUGCGCACUAUUUUGAUAAUCACAUGUCAGGUCUGGAAUCUAGUAACGGUUCACAGAGGAAGUUCGAUGGGGACAUGCCUGGAAUGAGGGACAUAACUGGAGAAGGCUUUGAGAAACUCUCUUUUACCACCAUACAGAAAGUUGCAACAGAAAAGGAUGUGGGAGGGCAUGAAGCUACAAAGGAAGAAACAAGGGGCAGUGAAACUUUAAGAAUGAAGCUCUGGGAGAUCCUAGGAACCAUUUCAUCCCCAAAUGAACAACAUCCCAAUGAUUGUGACCUUGGGAUGGAGGCCAAAAACAUGAAAUUAGUGCAAAAGAGUGAUGCAGAGUGUAAGCCUGUUGUGAAGCCUACACAAAAUUCGGACACAAUAGAAAGUGAUUCUGAGGGUCAUGGUCGUCCUGUUAGGAGACCGAGGAAACGCUCUUUGAUCAGGAAUGGAGCUUCCAAUAAAUUAAAAGCAGCCAAGUCAAAUGAUGCACAGUUGACUCGUUAUAUGAAGGACAACCAAGAAAAGUAUGCCUGCUUUGAAGAGGUGCUCUCCAGAAGACAACAUUACAGUGCCACUGGAGGUACGUUAGCAGUCAUGAGAAAGAAGAGUGAAAAGUGGAGCACUGGAAUCAAGUCAAGCAUGAUGCGCUUCAAUGAACAUGAAAAUCCAGGACAUGACGAGAAGGUUAACAAUAGGGGCGAAAGAAGACCUGCACUUCAGAAUUCAAUGAUGCACGGAGAUGAAGUAGGAGAUAAGAAUGAAACAUUAAGAGGAUUAAAAAAGAUUCUACUGAGCCAAAGAAAGUUUCCCUUGAGAUAA
Messenger RNA from Coffea arabica (coffee), 1367 nucleotides. The record is from RefSeq and is a predicted model, not a curated record. Lineage: Eukaryota; Viridiplantae; Streptophyta; Magnoliopsida; Gentianales; Rubiaceae.